This is a messenger RNA of Dimorphilus gyrociliatus, 1142 nucleotides long. The record is from the annotation of a GenBank genome assembly. NCBI's taxonomy places the organism in Eukaryota, Metazoa, Annelida, Polychaeta, Dinophilidae.
GUUCUAGUCGCAACCUUCAACCUCUCAGCAGACUAUAACAGUUCUGUUUAACUGGGUCGAACGUUUUUCUCAAAGUUUUCAGACAAGAUGAUGGAUAUUCUGUGGUCAACAUUUCUUAAUGGUACUAAUGCAGCAAUACCGUUUUAUCUUGCAUUGGGAAUGAUUUUUCUAGCACCAAUAGUAUAUCUUCGUCUCGUAUAUGUUCAAAAUGCACCUUACGGAAGAUACGAUGUUCCUUCAACAUUUAAAAUCAAUGUUAAACUAGCUUGGUUUGUUCAAGAAUUGCCAGCAUUCCUUAUACCCGUUUUGCUGUACAUGUUUACAAAUUCACCAAAAGCUGAUCAACCUAUAAAUCUUAUUUUGUUAGGAAUGUUUAUGUUGCAUUACGCUCAGAGGACUUUUGUUUACCCUUUCUUAAUUCGGGGAGGAAAACCAAGUGCUGCCUACGUUGUCGUUGCAGCCUUUGCAUUUUGUGUUAUUAAUGGAUAUAUGCAAGGCUUUUACCUAUUAAAAGUUGGUAAUUAUCCUUCUGAUUGGUUAAAUAGUCCUAAAUUUAUGCUGGGGUCAACGCUAUUCCUUUUUGGAUUCGUUAUGAAUCUACACUCUGAUCAUAUUCUGAGAAAUCUACGUAAACCGGGAGAAACGGGCUAUAAAAUUCCACAAGGUGGACUUUUUGAAUAUUUUACGUGUGGAAACCUUUGGUCAGAGUUUGUAUGUAUCUCUUAUGUGCAAAUUGAUUUCAGAUGUACGAUAAAGUUUCAUAUCUUUAAAACUGAUACAGAUUGAAUGGGUAGGCUUUGCUCUUGCCACAUCAUCACCUACUGGUCUCGCUUUUGCCGCGUUUACGUUUGCUAAUCUCAUUCCAAGAUCGAUUGCUCACCGUAAAUGGUAUAUCGAAAGAUUUAAGGGAAAAUACCCAAAAGAUAGAUUCAUUCUGAUUCCAAAUGUUUGGUAGAAACGAAGAAGUGAUAGAUGAAUUCUUUACUGUGAUGCUUUUCUUGAAUGAUUGCUCAUUUGUUUGAAGUUAAAGCAAAUAAAACUCAAAUUGUAGUUUUUUGAAAAAAAAAUACGUCAUUACUGUUGCUAUGGUAAACAUUAGCCGCGUAGUUACUAGGAUAGUGUCGAUACAAAUUAAUAUCGGU